AUGCCCGGCCUCGACUUGAACAAUCUACCCGAACGGGAAGAAGACAUCGACUUCAGCGACAUUUAUGAACAGCACCAAGUCCAAGUCGACGAAGAUUUGGACACGAUCGUCGUUGUAGAUGGCGCUCCUACUGUCGACGAAGCCAAAGAAGAAAAAUUAAUGAGCGUUCUCAAGAAAUUGUUUACCAAGAAUGCUGGCGAAAUUAAAGAAAGUGGCAUGUGGAUGCCAAUGGCGCCUAACGAUAAGGGCAAGAAAGAGAGCAAAGGUUAUCUGUUCAUCGACUUUGAAUCGCCCGAAAGUGCUCAUGCCGCCGUAAAGAACUUGGAUGGACAUAAAAUGUCCAAAUCGCAUCAGCUUUCUGUCAACAAAUUCACCGAUGUCGAGAAAUACUCUAAAUUGAACGACGAAUACGCCGAACCUGAAAUUGAAGACUUCGCUUCCAAGGAGCACUUGAAGAGCUGGCUUAUGGACUACCAGGCACGCGACCAGUUUGUCAUGUACCGCGGUGACGAUGUCAGCAUUUAUUGGAAUCGCAAGACCGAAAAGCCAGAGCACGUUUAUUCACGAACGAACUGGACGGAAACAUAUGUUCAAUGGUCUCCCCUCGGUAGCUACCUUGCUACUUUCCACGCUCAGGGCAUUGCCUUGUGGGGUGGUCCCUCUUGGAACAAGAUUGUGCGCUUUGUCCAUCCUGGCGUCAAGUUGAUCGAUUUCUCGCCCAAUGAACGUUACUUGGUGACCUGGUCGAACGAGCCUAUCAGCCUGAACCGUAUGCCCGAAGGCUCAUCACAUCCAUUCAGCGAAUACGACGAGGGUAACCACAUUUUGAUCUGGGAUAUCAAGACUGGCACCUUGCUGCGUUCGUUCCCUUCGGUCCAGGCUGAGGGUCAACAAAACAAGACUGUCCGAUGGCCCAUGUUCAAGUGGUCUGCUUCUGACAAAUACUUUGCUCGUGUCGUACCCGGUCAACAGCUGUCUGUCUAUGAAGCCUCUUCCAUGGGUUUGGUUGGCAAGAAGAGUAUCAAGAUUGAUGGUAUUGUGGACUUUGAAUGGUCGCCUGCUCGUGCAGACAACAAGAACGAUCCUAAGCUUACUUUGAAGGAGGAGAUUUUGGCGUACUGGACACCCGAAGUAGGUAACCAGCCUGCGCGUGUCACCAUGAUGGCUGUGCCAAGCAAGGAGAUUAUCCGUACAAAGAAUCUGUUCAAUGUCACAGACUGCAAAUUGUUCUGGCAAUCACAAGGCCACUUUUUGGCUGUCAAGGUUGACCGUCAUACCAAGACCAAGAAAUCCACCUUUGCCAAUCUUGAAAUCUUCCGUGUUUGCGAAAAGGCCAUUCCUGUCGAAACCUUGGAAAUCAAAGACCCCACUCUUGCUUUCGCUUGGGAACCCCAAGGGGAACGAUUUGCCACGAUUACGACGAACGACCCAGCGUACGGCGCCAUGCCUGGCCAAGGCGGUGCUGCUGCUACGAUCAAGACUGCCGUCACAUUCUAUUACCUCGACCAGAGCAAAGCUGUUGCCGGUUUCCGACCAUUGAAGAAGGUUGACAAGAAGACGGCUAACUACUUGUUCUGGUCGCCCAAGGGCCGUCAUAUUGUCCUGGCCACGUUGCGCAGCUCGAGCGUCAGCGAUAUCGAAUUCUGGGAUUUGGACUUUGAGCCAUUGAGCGUGGGUGCGAAUGAAGGAGGAGCAGGUGGCAGCAAGAGCAACGCCAAGCCUGAAUUGGGCUCGAAUGUCCAGCAAUUGUCUGUUCAGGAACAUUUCGGUGUGACCGAUAUUGAAUGGGAUCCUACUGGUCGUUAUGUUGUCAGUGGCUCUAGCAUGUGGCGCAAUACCGUUGACCAUGGUUUCUGCAUAUGGGACUUCAAGGGUCAGCAGUUGCUGCAUGAAACUAUUGACAAGUUCAAGCAGUUGCUCUGGCGCCCUCGCCCCAAGAGCUUGUUGAGCGCUGAACAGAAGAAGAAGAUCCGCAAGAACUUGAGACAGUACAGCAAGGUGUUUGAUGAGGAGGAUCUGGCUGCUGGCGACGCCAACGCUGCUCGUGUCAUUGCUGCUCGUCGGAAGGCUAUUGAAGAAUGGUAUGCUUGGAGAAAGAAGGCCGAGAAGAAGAUGGUCGACGAACGCAAGGCUGCUGGCAAGGAGCUGCGGUCUGCUGCUGAUGAAGGCAAAUCAGAAACCAUCGAAGAAUGGGUCGAAGAGGUUAUUGACGAAACCGAGGAGAUUGUCGAUUAA
Molecule: messenger RNA, 2235 nt
Organism: Zychaea mexicana
Lineage: Eukaryota; Fungi; Mucoromycota; Mucoromycetes; Mucorales; Lichtheimiaceae
Exons: 4
Coding region: 1-2235 (744 amino acids)
Biological process (GO): translational initiation
Cellular component (GO): eukaryotic translation initiation factor 3 complex
Molecular function (GO): translation initiation factor activity; RNA binding; translation initiation factor binding
Source: RefSeq, a predicted model, not a curated record